AUGCCAGUAGCACUGACUAACGCCCGCCGCUUUGUCGUCGGCCUCGGUCUGCUCCUCCUCGUCGUCCUCCUCUGGACCGCGUCCAACUUCAUCACGAACGACCUCGAGACUGGAGAGGACAAGUGGCAGAAACCAUUCUUAAUCACCUACCUCAACACGUCGAGUUUCGCAGUCUACUUGAUCCCCGUUGCGUGGAGGUACUGGAAGAAUGGACGGAGACGGAGUCAUGAGUAUCGGCCGGUCCCCGCAGACGCCUCGCCCCUGACGCUCGUGCGCUCCAUCUCACCGUCACCUGACUCGACGACGUUGUCCGCGAUCGUCGACGAUGCGCCUGCGCCGCUGCCGAAGCUCUCUAUCCGGGAGACUGCCGAGAUUGCGGCCUGGUGGAGCGCGGUCUGGUUCCUGGCAAACUGGUCGCUGAAUGCGGCGCUCGCUCUUGCUUCCGUCAGCAGCGUGACGAUUCUGAGCUCGACGACGAGCUUCUUCACGCUCACGCUCGGUCGCGCGUUUGGCGUCGAGGACGUGACGCGUGCCAAGGUGUUUUCGGCUCUUGCCUCAUUCGCUGGAGUCGUCCUCGUGACCAAGUCGGAUGCGAUGAGCGCCCAUGUCGUCGGUGACAACAGGCCGACGCACCCGAUCCUCGGCGACUGUCUCUCGCUCCUGAGCGCCGCUUUCUACUCGGUCUACGUCAUCCUUCUCAAGGUCCGCAUCGGCGACGAGUCGCGUGCGGACACACAACUGCUGCUUGGAUUCGCCGGCCUGUUCAACAUCAUCUUCCUCAUCCCGGUGUUCCCGAUCCUGCACUACCUGGGCUGGGAGACGUUCGAGCUCCCGCCGACAUCGACGGCGGUCACGAUCUGCAUCAUCAACAUGCUCAUCACGCUGAGCUCGGAUUACCUCUACGUGCUUGCGAUGCUGAAGACGACACCGAUGCUCGUCACGAUCGGCCUCAGCAUGACGAUCCCGUUCGCAAUGAUCGGGUCCAUGUUCAUUCCCUCGGCACACACCGACAGUGUGACGGGGCUGAGCGUGCUGGGCGCCGCGCUCGUCGUCGGCUCCUUCCUCGUGCUCGGCUGGCAGGGGUGGAACGAGAGCAAGCAGCCGCAGGAGGUGCGCGGCCUCGGAAUCGAGGCGGAGGGACUGGACGCUUAG
Messenger RNA from Trichosporon asahii var. asahii CBS 2479, 1152 nucleotides. Its product is annotated as vacuolar membrane protein. NCBI's taxonomy places the organism in Eukaryota, Fungi, Basidiomycota, Tremellomycetes, Trichosporonales, Trichosporonaceae. The record is from RefSeq and is a predicted model, not a curated record. The coding region runs from base 1 to 1152 and encodes 383 amino acids. The transcript is spliced from 6 exons. Gene Ontology annotation, biological process: regulation of peptide transport.